Pelagomonas calceolata is the source of this 741-nucleotide messenger RNA. The record is from the annotation of a GenBank genome assembly. NCBI's taxonomy places the organism in Eukaryota, Pelagophyceae, Pelagomonadales, Pelagomonadaceae.
AAAAUGAUCCUCACAAUAUGCGCCGCCUGCGCCGCCCCACUGGCCCACGACGCGCCGCGAUGCAUUAGAUGUAAAAUGAGGUAUUGUGACCAGACCUGCCAGCAUGACCACUGGCGCCGCGGCCACAAGCAGAUGUGUAAGAAAAUACACCGCGGCGGCAACGCAGAACAGUAUAAUGCAGACAAAAAAUACAAGGAGGCCGUCGCGGAGGCCGUCGAGGCGUGCGCCGAGGACACGAAGGGCCAGACGUGCUACAUCUGCACGCAGGCCCUCCACUGGAAGACGAAGGAGGGCCUCGUGCGCGGGUGUGCGUGCCGCGGGACGGCGGGAUUCGCGCACGUGUCGUGCUUGGCGGAGCAGGCGAAGAUUUUGGUCGCGGAGGCCGAGGAGAACAAUUUAGCAGCCAACAACUACGCGGUGUCCCUUCGUGAUCUAGAGCGCUUCGAAGACGCUAAGGCGCUGCUGCGCAAACCGAUGCCUGUGGCACGACGCGUUCUCGGAGAGAAUCAUCAUCUCACGCUCAGAAUGCGGUUGAAUUACGCGGAGGCGCUAUACAAGGACCCCGGCGCCACGCUCGACGAUCUCCGCGAGGCCAAGACGAGGCUCGAAGAGUUGGCACCGUACGCGCGGCGCGUGCUCGGCGGCGCGCACCCGAUCACAACGGGGAUUGAGCGAUCCCUGAGUUUGUUGCAAGCAACUUUCCGCGUCUGCGAAACGCCGCCGCCGCCGGGGAGUGCAUAA